Molecule: messenger RNA, 1083 nt
Organism: Knipowitschia caucasica
Lineage: Eukaryota; Metazoa; Chordata; Actinopteri; Gobiiformes; Gobiidae
Source: the annotation of a GenBank genome assembly
AUGAGCGCGGAGGUGGUGGACUCCAAUCCUUACAGUCGACUUAUGGCUCUAAAGAGAAUGGGAAUCGUGGAUGAUUAUGAGAAAAUCCGGACAUACACUGUUGCUGUGGUUGGAGUUGGAGGAGUUGGAAGUGUUACGGCAGAAAUGCUGACCAGAUGUGGUAUUGGUAAGCUCCUUCUUUUUGACUAUGACAAAGUAGAGUUGGCCAACAUGAACCGUUUAUUCUUCCAGCCACAUCAAGCUGGCCUCAGUAAAGUAGAGGCAGCAGAACACACUCUCAGAAAUAUUAAUCCAGAUGUAUCGUUUGAGACCUAUAACUACAACAUCACAACUAUGGAAAAUUUUACACAUUUUAUGGAUAGAAUUAGCCAUGGAGGAUUAGAAGAGGGAACGCCUGUUGAUUUGGUUUUGAGUUGUGUGGACAACUUUGAGGCAAGAAUGGCCAUAAAUACAGCUUGUAAUGAGCUUGGACAGACCUGGAUGGAGUCUGGGGUCAGUGAGAAUGCUGUAUCAGGACAUAUCCAGCUGAUUAUUCCUGGAGAGACGGCCUGCUUUGCUUGUGCGCCUCCUCUGGUGGUGGCAGCUAAUAUCGACGAGAAGACAUUAAAAAGGGAGGGAGUUUGUGCUGCCAGUUUACCAACCACAAUGGGCGUUGUCGCAGGCCUACUUGUGCAAAACGUCCUCAAAUUUCUAUUGAAGUUUGGCACUGUCAGUUAUUAUCUUGGCUACAAUGCUAUGCAGGACUUCUUCCCAUCCAUGACAAUGAAGGCGAAUCCUCAAUGUAAUGACCAUUACUGCAGGAAACAACAAGAUGAAUAUAAGAAAAUGGAAGCAGUGAGGCCCAAGGUUGAGGUUGUUGUGAAAGAAGAGGAGGUUGUCCAUGAGGAUAAUGACUGGGGCAUUGAGUUGGUGUCAGAAAUAGCGGAGGCUGAUCUGGAGGCUGCUACAGGUCCCAUGCCUGACCUCCCUGAAGGGAUCACUGUAGCUUACACACUUCCCGCUGAGGCACCUGCUGAUGGAGAAACCGUGGAUGUGGCCGAUCAGAGUCUAGAGGAACUCAUGGCAAAAAUGAGGAAUCUAUAA